AUGUCUGUGGGCUGUCUUCUGAUACGAGAGACCAGCAUAAAGUUAGUUAGCGCAAAUUGAUUAUUAUAGCCUGUCCCUACAUAGUUUAAAACGUUCUGAAUUAUGUCUCCCUUAUCCUAUCAUCAAGAUACAUUACAUUUAUUCAGAAUGUUCUUCCUGCCUGAACACGGUCCAGUUUUCUAGUGGAAUUGGUGGGGGGACCAUGCUUAUGGUCUAAGCAACCCCCAUUGUCUUGAAGUUGUAUUGACACUGUGAUGCUAAUGGUGAUGCCAUCAGAUGAGACAUUCUGAUAAUGCCUACUUUGUACGGUAGAGCUAAUUUACUACUGUGUCCUGUUCUAGUGCCUGACUGGUACUGGCCCGCGGUGGCAGCAGCUGGCUUCCCGGCCCCUCAGUAUGACGGCCUGUCUGGGUGGGCCUGAGGCGCCGCCAGCCCGCGCCGACGCCACCUUCAAGGUCACUAUGGUGCCUGGGGACGGAGUGGGACCUGAGCUGAUGACUGCUGUGAAGGAGGUUUUCAAGGUAUGUACAGUAUGGGGGCUCCCCUUUCUCAAGGCUGACCAGGAGAGACGAUGUGUCUAAGGUUUAGUUCGGUUUCCUGGAGCGUUAGUGAGAAUUCUACAAAAUACGUUUUGUUUUCACAAGUCUUGAAAAUAACCGUUUCAGGAUGCGAUUUGUGAGAUGUGCAUUCUACAUGACAUUAGCAAGCUCGCUUGUUUACAAUGGGCAAAAAGUUCUGCGCUGCUGCAUCAAAAUACCUGGUACUCUGGAUCUUGUACCUGCUACUCACGCAGGUCAAGCAUUCGUUUCAGCCAGGGUUCGUUUGUGUUUCACACAUGCUUUAUAGCGCAGAUUAAGAUGCCAACUGCUCCAGGAUCCGGAUUAUACAGAGAUAUGUGAAAGCGCCUUAAGAGUGCAUUGGUGUGGAUGUCUGGUCCCUCUGUUGACAUUUAGCUAACUAACUCGUAUCCUUGGCACAUUCCACUCCAGGUAUCCUGUUACUUAAGCCUUCACCGCACCUCACCCCCACGCUCAUGACCCUCUCUCGGCAGCCCCCCACCCACACACUCAAGACCGGAUGGUCACUUUUCCAUCAAAACAGUGUGCAGUCAACACACACAUUAGUGGGUUCCGUUCCCACACGGGCCACAUAUUUUGUUAUUUUUUUUUUAAAUUUUUAAAUUUCACCUUUAUUUCACCAGGUAAGCCAGUUGAGAACAAGUUCUCAUUUACAACUGCGACCUGGCCAAGAUAAAGCAAAGCAGUGCGAUAAAAACAACAACACAGAGUUACAUAUGGGGUAAACAAAACAUAAAGUCAAAAAUACAACAGAAAACAUAUAUCUUGAUAUUGCCUGCACAUUUACAUUUAAGUCAUUUAGCAGACACUCUUAUCCAGAGCGACUUACAGUUAGUGAGUGCAUACAUGUUUUUUUUUCUUUUUGUUGUUGUUUUUUUCAUACUGGCCCCCGUGGGUAUCGAACCCACAACCCUGGCGUUGCAAACGCCAUGCUCUACCAACUGAGCGACAUCCCUGCCGGCCAUUCACUCCCCUACCCUGAACGACGCUGGGCCAAUUGUGUGCCGCCCCCUGGGUCUGGAUUCGAACCAGGAUCUCUAGUGCCUUAGACCACUGCGCCACUCGGGAGGCUCUGUCUGCACCAUGCUUCAAGCGUGCUCUGAGCUCAAUCCAAUACUUUCUGUGUAUAUUGAUAACUGAAUAUGCAGGACUAAUUUAUAACAUUUAUUGUAGCCCAUUCAUUCGCUCACUCCUUGAUUCAUACAUCUUCAAUAUGUCCAUCCUGUUUCUCGUCCCCUUGUUUCAUCUCCUUGUUUCUACCCUUAACCCUGCCUAUCCCUUUCCAUCCCCCUCCAGGCGGCUGACGUCCCAGUGGAGUUUGAGGAGUUUCACCUGAGUGAGGUGCAGCACAUGGACAGCGACGAGAAGCUGGAGCAGGUGUUGGCCUCCAUGAAGACCAACAGGGUGGCCAUGAAAGGUAACAGACUUCCUUGUCUCCUCUCAUUUCCUAUGCGGGAGAUUUGCUUUUGUCUGCUUUUAUCAGAUCAGUGUGUUCUGACUGGGUUUUCUUUUCUCUGUGUGUGUGUGUAGGAAAGAUUAACACCCCCAUGGAGUUCAAAGGGGAGCUGGCCGGCUUUGAGAUGAAAAUCAGGUAAGGCCAUAUUAGAUCUAACGCCACCACAACUCUUACUGGAGCAAGCCAACAUGAAUCCAACACAAUCAAUGCAAUUGUAAGGUAAUGGGAACUCCUAGUGCAUGGGGUACUCAACUACUAUUUGGGAAGGUCCAGUCACACAAAUGUCCUAGGUGGCAAAGGUCCGCAUGGAUAUUGUCUUUAUUGACAUGGCAACAAACCCCCACUUCGCGACCCCAAACUGUUCACACCCCCUUUUGUUGGAAAUUUUAAAAAAGUGCAGUUUUUAAGCUAAUUUCCUGCACUUAUACACAUUUUGCCAUGUCUUAUUUUACAUUUUAGUCAUUUAGCAGACGCUCUUAUCCAGAGCGACUUACAGUUAGUGAGUGCAUACAUUUUUUUUUCUUCAUACUGGCCCCACGUGGGAAUCGAACCCACAACCCUGGCGUUGCAAACGCCAUGCUCUACCAACUGAGCUACAUCCCUGCCAGCCAUUCCCUCCCCUACCCUGGACGACGCUGGGCCAAUUGUGCGCCGCCCCAUGGGUCUCCCGGUCGCGGCCGGCUACGACAGAGCCUGGAUACGAACCAGGAUCUCUAGUGGCACAGCUAGCACUGCGAUGCAGUGCCUUAGACCACUGCGCCACUCGGGUGCCACUCUUAUGUGUGUUCAUAUGAUACCUGAGUGAAUCAACAAAAUCAAUGUGGGCCCCUAUGGGCACAUCAUCUGGCCAUGAUAACUACAAUAUUUAGAUAGGCUAUCUUGCCCACCUAGGUAACAUGGGCUAGUUGAUCAACUGGGAAUUUCUGACAGGAAAUAGCUCUUUAAGGUCUGUCAGUGAAUGGCAUAACAAGAGGAAACCUGCCCAUGCACUAACACAUUUCAAAAUUGCAUCUUGUGCAUUCUAUUAUUACAACUUUCAACCACAUUCAUUUGAAAGCCAGACUUAAGUUCCCUUCGAUUAUUAACCCCGUUCUGGUUCCGGAUCCGGGCCACGGUCCACAUGUUGUAUGGCUGUCAUAGUGUGUGUGUGUGUGUGGCUGGCUGGUUGGCUGUUCUCAUUAGUGAAGCUCUCCUCAGGCGUAGGCUGGACCUGUUUGCCAACGUGGUCCACGUGAACAGUCUGCCUGGCUACAGCACCCGCCACAACAACCUGGACCUGGUCAUUAUCCGAGAGCAGACCGAGGGAGAGUACAGCUCUCUGGAGCACGAGGUACAUCACCACAUAUUGCCACUCAACCAAACAAUGGGUGUGUUUGUUUUAGCUCACCUAGGGCGCCAGUUGGGUGGAUUUUGCCCAUUUUAGACCAUUUCAUUGGUAGUGCUGAGCGAUUAACCUAAAUGUCUGUUAUUUUCAGUUUUUUAAACAACUAAUGGACCAAUGUCAGUAAAAAUAUUUUAAAUCAGUUUUUUUACAUUUGUCAUUUAACAGACGAACGGUGCGAUGUAGUAGGGAGUUGUAGUUUCCAGCAGGCCAAUAUUUGACAGUUUAGUACAGAAACAUGGUAAUUAACUACAAUGACAAUAAUCCAUUGCGUGCCUACUUAUCCAGUCUGUUUCUUUUACGCCUGCUAUGUUAGGUUAGUGUGGGCCAGAUGCAGAGAGAGGAGACAGAAGAAUGCACGAUCGAGAGGGAUAGAGAGCAGUUGCUUCGAGGUAUCUACCUGAAAAUAAAUGAUCUAUAUGAUUGAUGGUUGGUAUUCAGCAGUCCUAAAAGUAUGCCUUAUUUACUUUGAAGAAUAACUAAAAUAGUGAUUUUGUCAGACAGCAUAGGCAAGCUCUAUAGAGGUGAGAUGAUGAAUUGGAAUGAAAUAAGUCAUGAAAUAAAACAAAUGUAAUAUUUGAUUAAAUAAUGUGAAUAAAUGAUGGUUAAUAAGUGAUAAGCAGUAAUGGGCAGUCACUACCAUCAUGGGACUUUUAUUAAUCGUUUUAUUCUGUGUUACAGCAUUCAACCCACAUAAUGCAUAGUGAUUAUUUUUUAAAUAAUCGAACCGAAACCGAACCGACUUCAAAAAGCACUAAUCGCUCAGCACUAUUCAUUGGUCUUAAAGGGAAAUAUCCACUCACCCUGGGGGGCCUGGCUAACUAAAGUCAAUUGACCUGGUCCUCAUGGAAAUCUACCAUGUUUUUGAUUAGUUUGUUGUAUGACUAAUACACAUUGAAAUCAUGCAUAACAACAUGCAUGAGGCAUUGUACACUGGAAAGAACACGACCACGUAUGACCACACAUAAGCGCUCUAACACCAUGGUCAAACCACGGUCUGAUGGAAGUUUUUCCUGAUCUGAACUCUGUGCUCUCUGUCUCGCAGAGUGUGCCUGGAGUGAUCGAAUGUCUGAAGAUCAUCACCAGGGAGAAGUCUCGGCGCAUCGCCAAGUUUGCCUUCGACUACGCCACCAAGAAGGGUCGCAGCAAGGUCACGGCGGUCCACAAGGCCAACAUCAUGUGAGUCUCGGUGCCAGAAAAAACUUAUUUUUUUAAAGGCUUCUACACAUCUUAUCCAACUACAGCCAACUGAUUUUGUCUCCUUCUGCCUUUCUACAGGAAGCUUGCAGAUGGCCUGUUCCUACAGUGCUGCGCCGAGGUGGCAGAGCUGUAUCCCAAGAUCAAAUACGAGAACAUUAUCAUAGACAACUGUUGCAUGCAGGUACGCCCCUCUCUCGCUCUUGCUUGCGCACACUCACACACACUCACUCACACAAACAUGCACUCACUCACUGCUUCUCUCUCUAGCUGGUCCAGAACCCAUACCAGUUUGACGUGCUGGUGAUGCCCAACCUCUAUGGCAACAUCAUUGACAACCUGGCAGCUGGGCUGGUUGGUGGGGCAGGAGUGGUGCCAGGAGAGAGCUAUAGUGCAGAGUACGCCGUGUUUGAGACCGUGAGUGUCUGUCUGCCUGAGAUCCAACUUAACCAGUCUGCUGCAAUCGUACAGUUGUUACAUUACAGACCCAAGCAUAGGUAAAAUGGCAUGAGAAGUUUAAUGGCCUCUCUUCGUCUCAGGGAGCGCGGCACCCCUUUGCCCAGGCUGUGGGUAGGAACAUCGCCAACCCCACGGCCAUGCUGCUCAGCGCUGCCAACAUGCUCCAUCACCUCAAGUGAGUGGGCACCGCUUCCAAUGGGAUGUGUGUGUGUGUGUGUUUGUGUGCACUAACCUCAACUGACUGUUUUGUGUUACAGCCUGGAAUACCACUCCAACAUGGUGUCAGACGCUGUCAGGAGGGUCAUCAAACAGGGCAAGGUAAGAGAGUGUGACUAUAUUGAAUCAACACUAUUAAAUCCUGUUGGUUUGUGUGCAUGUACUAAUUCUACAGUUGGAUGGGAGAGCACACGGUUGAGUUUUUGCGAUAUGUAUAUGCGUUUUGUGCAUCAAAUCUAAAAAUAAUUUUUAUGGAUGAAAAGUGUAAAAACAUACUCUGAUCAAAACAUAAUUUCCUGACCCUCAAAUUGCAUUUACCAAUGAAAAUACACCUAAUAAGCAAUAACCCAUAUCCUUGUGUGUGAGAGAGCCUUUUCUUUUGAUUGUGCAUGUUGACGUGGGUGGAAUCCUGUACACCACUCUGUGUGUGUCCUGCUGUACAGUGUUCUUGUGACCAUAGAAACUGACUGGUAACAAAGAUGGACUAACUGUAGUCUGCGCUCCAGCCCGUAUUAGGACUAAUAGCAGCAGCUCUAACCCUAACUAAUACCAUGGUUCCUAGGCAGGUGCAUGGGCAACACACCAUGGUGCAGAGUGAAUGUGGGAGAAAAUAUAUUGUUUGUCAAUUCACUAGUGCAGGGAUGGGCAACUCCAGUCCUCAGGGGCCAGAGUGGUGUCACACCUUUCCCCCGUCCCUAGCAAACGCAUGUGAUUUUAAACCAAUUGCAUUCUAAACUGAAGAUCAUGAUUAGUUGAUUAUUGGAGUGAGUUGUGUUAGCUGGGGCUGGGGCCAAAGUGUGACACCAAUCAGACCCCAGAGGACUGGAGUUGCCUAUCCCUGCGCUAGUGUCUGAACCUAUCCCUGCACUAGUGUCUGAACCUAUCCCUGCACUAGUGUCUGAACCUAUCCCUGCGCUAGUGUCUGAACCUAUCCCUGCGCUAGUGUCUGAACCUAUCCCUGCGCUAGUGUCUGAACCUAUCCCUGCGCUAGUGUCUGAACCUAUCCCUGCGCUAGUGUCUGAACCUAUCCCUGCGCUAGUGUCUGAACCUAUCCCUGCGCUAGUGUCUGAACCUAUCCCUGCGCUAGUGUCUGAACCUAUCCAUGCGCUAGUGUCUGAACCUAUCCCUGCGCUAGUGUCUGAACCUAUCCCUGCGCUAGUGUCUGAACCUAUCCAUGCGCUAGUGUCUGAACCUAUCCCUGCGCUAGUGUCUGAACCUAUCCCUGCGCUAGUGUCUGAACCUAUCCCUGCGCUAGUGUCUGAACCUAUCCCUGCGCUAGUGUCUGAAGUAUUCUCAUCCUAUUCCCCUGCACCCUGUCUGUGUGUGUGUGUCCCAGGUGCGGACGCGAGACCUGGGCGGUUACAGCACGACCGGGGACUUUGUGCAAGCCGUUGUGGGGAACCUCCGCCACCGACCCACGUACUAA
Molecule: messenger RNA, 6713 nt
Organism: Coregonus sp. 'balchen'
Lineage: Eukaryota; Metazoa; Chordata; Actinopteri; Salmoniformes; Salmonidae
Source: the annotation of a GenBank genome assembly